AUGACUGAGUUGAAGGAAAGAAAUGCUCAAGCUAUAAAGAAAAAAAUAGCAGAAGCAGAAAAGAAAAACGAUGACCUUCGAGAUAAGAUUGAAAAUGAGACUCAAAAGAACAAUAUUUUGAUUUUAUUACAAUCUGAAUACGAAAAAAUGCGAGAUGACUUUCUCGAAGAGGAACAAAAGAAUUUAUUAGAAAUACAAAAUCUUUCGCUUGAUGUUAAAAAUGUUAAAAAGCUUGUUCCAGAUAAAAAAAGCUAUGAUCUUCAUGAUAACAACUUAGAAGAAGGUGAACAAGCCCUCAUGAACGAAAUAGAGAAAAUGGAAGCUGCUAACUAUCAAUUUGACAGAACUCAAUCACAACUUAACUCAGUUUCUCAAAAAUUAAAAGAUUUAACACCUGUUGUCGAUCAACUGGAGAUUAUAGUUCUCAAAUACGAAAGUAUAUCCAAAUCUUUAACAAAAGUGCCGUCAUAUUACAUAACAAUUGAAGACUUAGAGACAGAGUUACAAAAUUUGCGAACGAACAAUCCAAUAAGGAAGCAGAACAUUACUAAGAAAAUAGACGAAAUAAAGAAUUUAGAAAUGGAUAAUUCGUUAAAAAUGUUAGAAUUGAGAAGAAAUCAAGCAAAAUUAGAUGGUACUACCGCUGAAAUUACUGUAAAUGAAUCGAAUCUCGCAUCUGUUAUUGUUGAACUUCAAAAUUGGAACAUAGAAUUGCAAAAAUCAAAUUUGACAGUUCAAGCAUAUAAAGAAGACGCUUUAACACAAGUCAUUAAGGAAAUAGAUGAGAAUAAUAAAGUAAUAGCAGAUUUACGAAAACGUCUUGAAGAAAUACAAAAUGAAAAUAAAGAUUUUCCACGAGUUUUCAAAGAAAUUGAAGCAAAUGAUGCGAGAUCUGUAGGUAAAAAGAAACAGCUUGUGACUGAAUUGACUCGAAAGAUAAAUGAGACAAAAAGUCAGAUUUUGAGAUCAAAUUCAAUGUCUGAAGAAGUUAUGGCGCUCACAGUUAAAAUGGAAGAAGAGUGGACGAGUCAGCAAGAACUUUCCGAUAAGUGCGCUGCCUUAACUAAAGAAUUAUAUGAUUUGAAAGAAUAUAGCGACAGAAAAUCAGAAAUUCUUGAACUCCUCAAGGAUUUGGCAUCUAAAGAAGUGAGAAAGAAUGUAGGAAUCAAAUCUCUCGAGCAACUUUAUGAUGUUGCCGCAGAACAAAAUAGAUUAUUAUCAAGACAAAAUAAAAUGGUUGAAGUUGAGUUUGAAAAGGCUCAAAAUGAGUUGGCAAGCCUUUCUUAA
Molecule: messenger RNA, 1287 nt
Organism: Trichomonas vaginalis G3
Lineage: Eukaryota; Parabasalia; Trichomonadida; Trichomonadidae
Exons: 1
Coding region: 1-1287 (428 amino acids)
Source: RefSeq, a predicted model, not a curated record